GACUUGGUUUUGUUUUUAGGAUUCCAGUUCUGUGAUGGAGUGGGCCCAGUGUCCUGGUGAGAGGUCUCAUCAGCUUCUGGAUGCACAGCAAAGCUAUGAGACUGAGUGGGAUAUGGUCAACACGGUGUCCUUUAAGAAGAGAGCUUGUUCAAAUGGAGAAGGCUCCCUGAACCACAGCAAUGAGAGGAGCAAGUGGGCCAUUACCUUCAGCGUCUGUGACCUCUGGUCCAUCACAGUGAAGGAAGAAGGAUGGACGUUUUUGGUCUUCAAACUGAAGGAUUCAUCUCUGCCUCUACCGGCCUUUCACUUCCACCAGGGUGGAAGUACAGCGUUUCUGGACAGCCUGAGAAGAUUUGUGUUGGUCAGCGAGGCUCCAGAUGAUGAAGCAUGUCUGAUGGUCAGCACGCCAAACAAGGCUUUGUCACAGUCUUUUGAGAACCUUCUGGAUGACAACAGUUAUGGCCUUGUUAAUAAGUUCAAGAAGGACCCAUAUGUUGCAACGCUGGGUGGCUUCUCCAAGGUCACCAACUAUAUAUUUGAUGCUCUCCGUGGGUCAGAGGAGCAGCACCAGCGGCCUCCAGAGGAAGUGGCCGACCUGCUGGGUGAAGUCAUCCCUGGACUUGAGAUCAACCAGCAGGAGGAGCCAGGCUUUGAGGUCAUCACCAGGAUUGACCUGGGAGUGAGGCCUCAUGUCCAGAGGAGGGCUCCAUUGUCUGCAGAGGAUUGGACCAAACACCAGGAUCCAGAUGGAAGAAUGCUCAGUGUUCCUCACCUCAAGGAAGUCAUCUUCAAAGGGGGACUGUGUCAUGCAGUGCGGAAAGAAGCAUGGAAGUUUCUGCUGGGUUAUUUCCCGUGGGACAGUUCCACAGAGGAGAGGAAAGCCCUGCAGAGAACUAAAACUGACGAAUACUUCAGGAUGAAGCUGCAGUGGAAAUCAGUCAGCGAGGAACAAGAGAGGAGGAACUCCAAAUUGAGAGACUACAGGAGUCUGAUCGAGAAAGAUGUGAACCGAACAGACAGAACAAACAGAUUCUAUGAAGGCAUCGAUAAUCCCGGUCUGGUCCUGCUCCAUGACAUCCUGAUGACCUACUGCAUGUAUGACUUUGACCUGGGUUAUGUCCAGGGAAUGAGCGACCUGCUGUCACCAAUCCUCUAUGUGAUGGAGAAUGAAGUGGAUGCAUUCUGGUGUUUUGUCUCCUUCAUGGAUCAAAUGCACCAGAACUUUGAGGAGCAAAUGCAGGGCAUGAAGACUCAGCUGAUUCAGCUCAGUACUCUGCUGCGGCUCUUGGACCUGGCCUUCUGGAACUACCUCGAGUCUCAGGAUUCUGGUUAUCUGUAUUUCUGUUUCCGCUGGUUGCUGAUCCGCUUCAAGAGGGAGCUCAGCUUUCAGGAUGUUCUCCGACUCUGGGAAGUGAUGUGGACAGGUUUACCCUGCCAAAACUUCCACCUUCUGGUCUGCUGUGCCAUCCUGGACUCGGAGAAACAGAAAAUCAUGGAGGAGAACUAUGGCUUCAAUGAAAUCCUCAAGCACAUUAAUGAACUUUCAAUGAAACUGGACAUUGAAGAAAUUCUUCAGAAGGCAGAGGGCAUCUGUCUGCAGAUUAAAGGUUGUAAGGAUUUGCCUCAAUCGGUAAGUAACAUUCUGGGCUUUGGUUUGGAGGGAUCACCAUCUGAUACGACAGACUCGGGGUCUCCCGCUGCGCCCCGACCAACACAGCGGCAGGAAGCCUGUGCCAAUGGCCACACCCACUUACAGGAGAGCUCUCAGAGCAGCUGUAAAGCGCUCUUCGUAUCAUCGUGAACAGUCAGUUCAACCACAGACUGUGGUCAGCGUGACGCUGGUCGUGUACCGCCAUGUGAUCCAGUUUCCCAGAGGAGAGGAUGUACAAAGGAUUUAUGAUUACCCAGAACCUUAUUUUUGUAAUUUCUUGUACCAUAUUUUUUCUUUCAUUGCAAGCCAUUCCUUCGCUCUCGCUGAUGUUUUGUAAGAUGAGCAAAGAACUUCAUUUUGUGGCCGAUAAUGUUUUAGUUCUGGAAUAAAUCCAGUCUCAACAUUUUGAUCAAUAUUAUAUUUUGGCAGUUUGAGAGACUAUAAUUAUUUUGUCACACGGAGGCCUGAUUUAAAAUUUUCAGCUGACAGAUAAACACAGUUCCAGAUGUUUGCCCAAUAUAUCAGGGAGCUCAGCCAUUUGUUUUUAUUGUUUUGUGACAUGAAAACAAAAUGUAAAAGUCCAAAUUGAAAACAAAUCUUAACAUGAUCUAAAAAUGUGCAUAGUACCAAGGUAAAGCAUAACACUUUCAGCUAAAUAUUGACAAAAUGGUUGUUGACUAUUCUUUACACUUAGUUCUCUGAGUACAUGGUGCUGCCGCACAUCACCGCAUCCACCACGCUGCUCCGGGUCUCAGCUUGCCACCAGUCCUUCUCCAUCUCAUGGAAGGUGUGCACCAGCUGUGUAAAAACAGGCUUAGGUUUCAGAAAGCAUGUGUGAUACUCUGAGGUCAUUUGCAACAAAGGUUUUUUGGUCUUAUAAGAUCAAAAUAGAGCCUUUUGGACAUCAGAAUAAAAGCUGUUUAACUAAGUAGUAUGAAAUAACUACGUAUUGUGGUGGCAACAUCAUGCUGUGGUGACGCUUCUCUGCUGGACGUCCUCAGAAGCUUGUUUAGUUAGACAGUAAUAUCACUGCAGUAAAACACAGAAAUCCUGCAGGAAGCACUGAUGCAGUGUGCAAGACCAUGAAGAACGAGUGACAAUGAACACGUCCGCAGUUCAGCAUUUUAUUUAAUAAAUUAAAUUUAGAUCAUGUUGGGAUUUGUUUUUAAUUUGACAAGAUCAUAUUUUUAAAGACUAUGAAGGUUAUUUUGGGGGUGUUCUUUUGGUUUGUAAAACAUAAAAACUUAAGGGCCUCAGUACUUUUUUUAUAGAUGCUAUUUCUUGCUUAGCUUCUGUUCAGUAUUUUAAAUUGGUUGUUCCAUGUGAAAUGGAAUAAAGGAUUAUCUAAAAAGAGCA
Molecule: messenger RNA, 3007 nt
Organism: Thalassophryne amazonica
Lineage: Eukaryota; Metazoa; Chordata; Actinopteri; Batrachoidiformes; Batrachoididae
Gene: tbc1d15
Product: TBC1 domain family, member 15
Exons: 14
Coding region: 35-1801 (588 amino acids)
Biological process (GO): activation of GTPase activity
Molecular function (GO): GTPase activator activity
Source: RefSeq, a predicted model, not a curated record